Molecule: messenger RNA, 3989 nt
Organism: Erinaceus europaeus (western European hedgehog)
Lineage: Eukaryota; Metazoa; Chordata; Mammalia; Eulipotyphla; Erinaceidae
Gene: PARD6B
Product: par-6 family cell polarity regulator beta
Exons: 3
Coding region: 360-1478 (372 amino acids)
Biological process (GO): centrosome cycle; regulation of cellular localization; establishment or maintenance of cell polarity
Cellular component (GO): cell cortex; apical plasma membrane; nucleus
Molecular function (GO): protein kinase C binding
Source: RefSeq, a predicted model, not a curated record
CUCGGGUGCGCGCGCGGGUGCGCAAGCUUGCGGGGAGGGAAGGCGGCCAGGAGUGGGGCUGCCGCGCCUGUCGCUUCUGCUCCGCCCCCUCCUCCUCCGCCGCCGCUGCAGUCGCGGCCACCCCUGAGGUUCGGAGGGAGGGAACCGUCCCCGCCUGCAGUGCCGCUAGUCCAACCCUCGGGCCCGCAGUGUGAGGAGCUCGCCGCGCGGAGAGCCGAGACGCGGCCGCCCCUCUGCAGGUGCCUGGGAGGAGGCGCCCGGGCCGCCGCAGUCUUCCGAUCCCGCGGACGCGCACUUGUUCCCCGCGCUCCAGAGGGGCAGCCCGGCCGGAGGAGGCCGCUGCAGGGCCGGGCCUCAACAUGAAUCGCAGCCACCGGCACGGGGCGGGCAGCGGCUGCCUGGGCACCAUGGAGGUGAAGAGCAAGUUUGGAGCUGAAUUUCGUCGGUUUUCACUGGAAAGAUCAAAACCUGGAAAAUUUGAGGAGUUUUAUGGAUUAUUGCAACAUGUUCACAAGAUACCCAAUGUUGAAGUUUUGGUUGGCUAUGCAGACAUCCAUGGAGACUUACUACCUAUCAAUAAUGAUGAUAAUUACCACAAAGCUGUUUCUACAGCCAAUCCACUACUUAGGAUUUUUAUACAAAAAAAGGAAGAAGCAGACUACAGUGCCUUCGGUACAGACACAUUGAUAAAGAAGAAGAAUGUUUUAACCAAUGUUUUGCGUCCUGACAACCAUAGGAAAAAGCCACACAUUGUCAUUAGUAUGCCCCAAGACUUCCGACCUGUGUCUUCUAUCAUAGACGUGGAUAUUCUUCCAGAAACCCAUCGUAGGGUUCGUCUUUACAAGUACGGCACUGAGAAACCCUUAGGAUUCUACAUCCGGGAUGGCUCUAGUGUCAGGGUGACACCACAUGGCCUAGAGAAAGUCCCAGGAAUUUUUAUCUCCAGACUUGUUCCUGGAGGUCUGGCUCAAAGCACAGGACUAUUAGCUGUUAAUGAUGAAGUCUUAGAAGUGAAUGGCAUAGAAGUUUCUGGGAAAAGUCUUGAUCAAGUAACAGACAUGAUGAUCGCAAACAGCCGCAACCUUAUCAUAACAGUGAGACCAGCAAACCAGAGGAAUAAUGUCGUUAGGAACAGUCGGACUUCUGGCAGCUCUGGCCAGUCUACUGAUAACAGUCUUCUGGGCUAUCCACAGCAAAUCGAACCAAGCUUCGAGCCAGAGGAUGAAGACAGUGAUGAAGAUGACAUUAUUAUUGAAGGUAAUGGAGUACCACGGCAAAUUCCUAAAGCUGAUCCUAACACAGAAAGCCUGGAAUCAUUAACACAGAUAGAACUCAAUUUUGAGUCUGGACAGAAUGGUUUUAUUCCUUCUAAUGAAGUGAGCUUUGCACCCAUAGCGAGUGGUACAAACACAGAAUUUGAAAUGUGUGAUGCAGAUCAAAAACUCUUAGAAGAAGAUGGAACAAUCAUAACACUAUGAGACUUGUUUUCGAGUGAGGAUGCCAUGGGAAGGACUUUUACAUUUGGUUAGUUUAAAGCGUAUAUACCUCUGAACUGGUAACCUGGUAUAGGCAUGAAAAAAAGUGUUCAUGCAAGCUUAAAAGCAUAUCAAAACUGUGCUUUGGUAAUUGGCAACAUAAACUGUGGUGGGUCAGAGGUGAGUCUUAAGUCAAAAGGGACAUUUGCUGGUGAAAUUUUUUGCUUUUGCUAUUUUGUCUAUAGAGAACUGAACUUUAGAACACAUUCUUAGAACUGCAUAAGAGGACUAGACCAUGUCUGUACAGAGUCGUUGCAUAUCUGACCGGUGCAGAGCCCAGUUAAUUUUUCCUUUCUCUAUUUCUUUCUUGGGGACCUCAACUCUCAUGCUUCCUUUAUUUUAUUUUGAUUUUUUAAUGUUAUUCAUCACAUGCUAAUUGUAACAAUUUCUCAAAUACAUUUUUUAAUUCCUAAGAAGUUACACCAGUUAACUGUUUUUAGGAGUAGUUUUCUGUGUUGAUAAGGAUUUAAUAGUUGUUUUAUCCAUCAUGUAGCUCUCAUAUUUACUAACUCAUGCGUGUGGCUAUGGCUUUUUUUCAAAGCAGUUUCAUUGUAAUGUGGGAGGCUCUCCCAUAACCUGGUUGUGUCCUCAUUUUUUAUUUUAGAUAACUUCUAUUUAUUUACUUUUUAUUAUUAUUUUUUUUUACCAGAGCCCUGCUCAGCUCUGGCAUUUGGUGGUCUGUGGACAACUGAGCCUAGGACCUUGGGGCCUCAGCCAUGAAUAGCAUAACCACUUUGUUACUCCUCAGUUUUUUUGUUUGUUUGUUUGUUUUGUUUUUAUUUUGACCAGAACAGCUAACUUACAGGAUUGAACCUGAGAUCUCUGAGCCUCAGGCACGAAAGUCUAUUGCAUGAACUUUGUGCUAUCUCCCUGGUCCUUGUCCUCAUUUCAGAUUUCACUGGAAGAGUGAGUGAGUGUGUGUGUGUGUGUGUUUCUCAGAUCUUUUAAUGGAUUAGAAUAGUGUGAAUCACUUUUUUUGAUAAAAAAGCACCCAAAUUUUAAGAGGCAAGUAAGGACAAAUGUGCACUUUUUUAUACAAAAGAUUCAAGUUUUCCUUUGUGGGAUUUCUAGGAAUACUGCCUACUUUAUAAAAAAAUAGUAAGUAGUAGUAUUCACCUUUAUCACUGUUAAUUUUAUGAAGCUAUUUAUUACUUUCCAGUGCAUCCAUAGAACAAAAGGCUGCUAAUUUUCAUUCCUUGCUUGGUUUUGUUGUACAAUAGGCACAAGCUCAGUGAAAUGUUUGUAUAUAGAAACUAAGAGUAAUAUGAAGCACAUACAUUCCCUGUGGCUUAUGGAUAUUUCUCUCAGUUAUUUAUUAAUUAAUUUUAUUGUAGGGCUAAUAACAUACCUUUAAAACAAGUGUGUGCUAUUAAAACAAUGAAGAAUCAAAUGACUCCGUUCUGAAGGAUAUUCUCUAUAUGCUAAGAAUAUAUGAAGUAAAGUCUUGAUUAACUGAAGAUCACUUGACUCAAUACUUAAAUGUAUUUUGUUCACAUUACCACUAGACAUAUUAUCACUAAACUUAUUAACUGCACAUUAUGUCGUGCAAUGUAUUUUUUUGUUGUUGAAUUCACUGAAGUUCUUCCAUAUUUAUAUACUGCUUUCUAAUGGCAUUCCAGCUUUACAUUCUGUGAGAUUUAUGAAUCUGACUCUUGAAUGACAAUGUAAAUGUGUAGAAAGUCAAAUCUCAUUUAUAUUUUAGGUGGUGCAGGGGUUCAGCAUUUUAAGUAAAAACACUUUAACAUCUACCUCUAUCUUUCUCUUUUUUUAAACAAAGUUUUAACAUCAGAACUUUUAGGGGGGAGUACUUCAGGGCUUGAUUUUUUUUUUUUGUACAAAUUUUAAACUGUAAAGGGCAGAUUUAUAUUGUAUGUAUUCAUGAAAAUAGAAAUCGAAGCUGCUAAUAUUUUAUUUUAAUUAUCUUUCCAAGGGUGUGUCAAUGAUGUUUUCAUCUAAACCUUGAUUAAAUUAUUGGUGAAGUAAUUGAUUACUAGACACAAAACCAAUAGCUCUUGGCUUUACGAUAAAAUGUCAACUCAUUGGUAGUCUGAAUUAAGUGUACCUUAUGAACAGAAAUAUCAGUGGAUUCAGCAUAUUAUUUUAAGUGUACCUUAUUAACAAAAUCAGUGGAUUCAGCAUAACAUUUUAUAGUAACAAUGUCAAGCCUAACUGUGAAUUUUGUUCUGUAUCUUAAGUAAAUUUAUGAUAAUGUUCUCAUGAGCUAUCAACAAAAUAUAUGUACUUUUGUGAACUAUGAAUUUUCUAAUUAAAUUUUACAUGCGAUAACAUGAUUUUUACAUGAAUGAUACUUUGUUUAAACGAUCAGAUGUCAGUAUUUUACUACAAUUUUAUUAUAAAUUGUACAUUAUCACUAAUGAACUUUGAUUUUAAAAAUCAAAUUAGGGUUAGUUGUAUAUUAUUUUUUACAAAUAAAAAUAGACUUGUCUAAAGGCU